Choloepus didactylus (southern two-toed sloth) is the source of this 3429-nucleotide messenger RNA. RefSeq names its product sideroflexin 3 (gene SFXN3). The transcript is spliced from 11 exons. NCBI's taxonomy places the organism in Eukaryota, Metazoa, Chordata, Mammalia, Pilosa, Megalonychidae. Gene Ontology annotation, cellular component: mitochondrial inner membrane. Gene Ontology annotation, biological process: serine import into mitochondrion; monoatomic ion transport. Gene Ontology annotation, molecular function: monoatomic ion transmembrane transporter activity. The record is from RefSeq and is a predicted model, not a curated record. Bases 156 to 1475 code for a protein of 439 amino acids.
GGAUAUUGGGUACUGGGGCGGGAGGCCGGCGAGCCGAGGCCGGCGCAGGCCACUGCCCGACAGCCAUCGGAUUAACAAACCCGACGGGAACCCGAGGCCCUCCGGGCGCACCAUCAGCGGCGGCCCCUCCACGCCGCCAGCCUGCGCCCUGCGCGAUGCGAGCUUUCUCCCUAGACCUCUUACUGCGGGGGUCGGGGGUCCUCCGGAGGAUCGCCAGGAAGCUGCAAGCAAAGAAGGCAGCUCCCGCGCGCGGCUCCUUCCUUCUCACUCCGGCUAGGCGCGGGGCCAGACCCGAUUCCCGUGCUCCGAUUGGUUAUGGGAGGCGGUGGAGGGCCGGGGCUUGGGGCGUCGCCCCAAAAGACGCCCACCGCCGGCAAACUCUGCCAAUCCGGACGCGCCCGGGGAGCCCCCGCCCCUCCAGGCUAUUAGCGUCCCUCGUGACGUCACGCGCGAUGGCUGGGAGGAAGGCGGGACCAAGUGCUGCAGCAGCCAGGAGCCCACGAAGGAAAAUGGGUGAUUUGCCCUUAGAUAUCAACAUCCAGCAACCUCGCUGGGACCAAAGCACUUUCCUGGGCAGAGCCCGGCACUUCUUUACUGUCACCGACCCCCGAAAUCUGCUGCUAUCUGGGGCACAGCUAGAAGCUUCCCGAAACAUCGUGCAAAACUACAGGGCCGGCGUGGUGGCCUCAGGGCUGACCGAGGACCAGCUAUGGAGGGCCAAGUAUGUGUACGACUCUGCCUUCCAUCCGGACACAGGGGAGAAGGUGGUCCUUAUCGGCCGCAUGUCAGCCCAGGUGCCCAUGAACAUGACCAUCACUGGAUGCAUGCUCACCUUCUACAGGAAGACCCCAACCGUGGUGUUCUGGCAGUGGGUGAAUCAGUCCUUCAAUGCCAUCGUCAACUACUCCAACCGCAGUGGUGACGCUCCCAUCACUGCAGGGCAGCUGGGAACAGCUUAUGUGAGUGCCACCACCGGGGCAGUGGCCACAGCUCUGGGACUCAAGUCCCUCACCAAGCACCUGCCCCCUCUGGUCGGCAGGUUUGUGCCCUUUGCAGCUGUGGCAGCUGCCAACUGCAUCAACAUUCCCCUGAUGAGGCAGAGGGAGCUGCAGGUGGGCAUCCCCGUGACUGACGAGGCAGGUCAGAGGCUUGGCCACUCAGUGGCCGCGGCCAAGCAGGGAAUCUUCCAGGUGGUGAUAUCGAGAAUCUGCAUGGCGAUUCCUGCGAUGGGCAUUCCCCCCGUGAUCAUGGACACUCUGGAGAAGAAAGACUUUCUGAAGCGCCGCCCUUGGCUGGGGGCGCCCCUGCAGGUGGGAUUGGUGGGCUUCUGCCUGGUAUUUGCCACCCCCCUGUGCUGUGCCCUGUUCCCCCAGAGGAGCUCCAUACGCGUGAGCAGGCUGGAGCCAGAGCUGAGAGCUCAGAUCCGUGAGCAAAACCCCAGCAUCGAGGUGGUGUACUACAACAAGGGGCUUUGAGGGAGGGUCAGCCCCUGGCCCCCGGCCCCCUCCAUCACCUCCUUGGGCUGCUGCUUUAGUGGAGCCUUGCCAUCCCUGCCACUUGCCUGUCUGCCUGGUUCUGGGCAGGGGACUCUGGAAGAGGGGCAGUCACUGACACCAGCAAUCCACUCAGCUGGGGGAGGUGCCCCCAUAAGACUUUUUCUCUCCUCUCCGGUUUCAAAAAAGCAGAGUCCCCUCUCCCCCUGCUAGUGUGUCUAUGUGCAUACAUCCACGUGUAUACGUGCAUGUGUAUGUACAUGCAGUCCUGGAAGCUGGGAGCAGACUGCUGUCCUGGGAUCUUCUGGCAUCUGGCUUCCCAUCUCGGACUCCAGGCCCACCUGCCAGCCAGCCAGGCUACCAGACUUCCUUUCCUAAACUGGUCCUCUAGCCAAGUCCUUCCUGGCAGCACCUCACCCCUUACUGAACCCAAGGCCCUCAGGACAGACACUGAGGGACAUGAGCAGGCCAAACUGGGCUGAAUCCUUCAGACUUCUGCUUCCUGGCACCCAAAGCAGCCUCAGGAACUGGGCUAGCAGAGGAAGAUGUGUUGAAAUAAGGGAGACAGGGAGCAUAUGCAUCCCCCCAGUGCCAUCCCCCACAUCCUGGGAUAGAUCCAUUUCCUCUCCUCUUCUCUGCCAAGAACAAAGGAGCGCCAGUAUCCUCUACAGUCCUCACUGCCUCCCCCCAUAGCCGUGUGGACGUCUUUAGGCACAAUCUUAGGGGUUCUUGGUCUGCUCUGACAUCAUGACCUAAAAUCCAAGUCCUACAAUCCUUCCCCCACCCCAACCAAAAAGCCAUGUAGGCAGAGCAAGCAUUCUCCUUUAAGAGCUCCCACCAUGCCCUCUUAUAGAGUGACACAGUUGUAGGAAUGGUGCUUAAACUCACGGGUAUCUGAAUGGGUGCGACUGGGAUACCCUCCAGGGCAACUAGGUCCUGAGUGCACAAUCUUAAGGGAAUUUUGUGUUCCGCUGACGCUUGUUAGAGAGUCAGCCAAACCCCCACCUUAGCUCCUGCUCUCUCUGGAGUCUUGACCCUUCUCCAACCCUCACCCCCAAAAGGGGAAAGGCCUAGGCCUCAGCUCAGCAGCUGGUCCAAAUGGAAGGUGGGAUAGGUGGUGGUAAACUCAGAGUGCCUGGAGAAAAGGAUCUUGACUCCAACACCCAUGCCUCUGUGAAGGGAUGGGUGGGGCACGAGUAAAAGGCCCCAGUGGGACUGUUCUGAGAGCACUUGCCUGUCCCCCAAAGAAUCUCCACCAGCAAUAAUAGUUAAUCAUAAAUCUGCCUAGUUCUUGAUCUUCUCGGUCCCAUGUCCUGAGUGCCCAAGAAGGGCCUGCUAGGAGCCUGCUGCCUUCCCUUCUCUCCCCACCAAGUCCAUGUUUCAGUCUGCCCCUCCCCUUCUGAAGCAGCAGAGGGCGCUGUGAGAUUAAAACAUCAGUUCUUCCGUCAGCAGCCCAAGUACUAAAGCAAAGGGAGAUGUAAAGGCCUCCACCAUCUAUUCCUUCAGAAAGUGGAGUCCUGGCUUCAUUCUCUACUUCGCUAGGGGGACUGAUACACACCUACAAACCAGCUCUGGCUCUGUGCUUCCUGAUUUCCUUCAGGCGUUCCACAUGGGGUGAUGGCCUCUGGUCCCCAGGGAGGCCUCUGGAGAGGGGGAGAUCAGAGGGCAUAGGACUGCCCAGCUUCAUCAGAGAAAGAGGCUUUUGGGGGAGCAGUAUGCCCUCCACAUCCCUACAUGUCCCCAUCAAUUUACCAGAGGAGCAGGCCUCACAGGGACCACGUAUCAUUCCCGUAUCCCAAGGCUGUCCACCCCCUCGCUGCUUUCAUAACCCUCUGUUUUUUUGUUUUUUUGUUUUUGGAAAAAUGGGUCCAAAAUUUCAUGUCUGUGUACAGCUGGUAAAAGCUACCAUUAAACAGUUUAUAGCUGCUUCCCUUGC